AAACUGACCCGAUCCGCUCGAGCCAUCCCUUCGCAGUUCCGCGCGUUGUGGACUGCGCCAUGGCAUUCUCAUCCCGCCAUGGUGGACCAUGCUCGAGUCCUGGUGCUGGGCGAUGGCGACUUGAGCUUUAGCGCCGCCCUCCACGAGAGCGCGCCAGAUUUGAGGAUGGUGGCCACCACUUUUGAGUCGCGCGAGGAGUUGUUGCGACGCUAUGCGUGUGCGCAUGAACACAUCGCCGCUUUGGAAGAGGCCGGUGCCAUAGUAUUGCACGAGGUGGAUGCCACUCGCUUGCAAACAUUCUCAGGUGGCGAUGGCACCUUUCAACGGAUCAUCUUCAACUUCCCCUACCAGGCCUUUGGGGGCAUCAAAGGCCUCCGCCGUUUGCUGGGCCAGUUCUUCGAAGGUGCUCGACUUCUCCUCAGUCUGGAUGGCUGCAUCGAGGUGGCCCUGUGUGCCGGUCAGGGUGGGACUUCUUUGGAUGGUGCUCGUGGUUGGGCAGGAUCUUGGAGAGUGCCAUUGCUGGCGGCAAGAGCACAGUUGGCGUUGAUCUGUCCGGAGCCCAGUUGGCCAAGCUGAUCUGCUGAAAAUUCACCUUUUCCUUUUUCUUUGUUUCAAGUGGAGAUGGCCUCCAGCCUAAGAGCGAUAGCCUCCAACCUGCAAGCAAUGGCCUCCAUCCCAAUUGAUCCUUAUCUAUCCAUUUGCCCAGCCUCGAC
This is a messenger RNA of Durusdinium trenchii, 713 nucleotides long. NCBI's taxonomy places the organism in Eukaryota, Dinophyceae, Suessiales, Symbiodiniaceae. The record is from the annotation of a GenBank genome assembly.